Molecule: messenger RNA, 4934 nt
Organism: Symsagittifera roscoffensis
Lineage: Eukaryota; Metazoa; Xenacoelomorpha; Acoela; Convolutidae
Product: potassium voltage-gated channel subfamily H member 1-like
Exons: 16
Coding region: 1087-4755 (1222 amino acids)
Biological process (GO): regulation of membrane potential; potassium ion transmembrane transport
Cellular component (GO): plasma membrane
Molecular function (GO): voltage-gated potassium channel activity
Source: RefSeq, a predicted model, not a curated record
UCUCUUCACAAAUGGCGGCCGGCAACUUCUUUUUACCUGAAAAUUCAUAACCUUUAUUUUUUGAUCGAUCAAGUUUUCACGCCAAUAUCGAUGCAGUAUGAACGAACAAUUAUUCCCUAGCAAAUGUUGGUCUGAAAUAUAACUACCGCAAAAUGCGACUUAUUACGCCAACUGCAUUUUGCUGGUAGCUUUACUUUAUUGGCAGAUAAUUUUUAUCGACCAACAGCGCCUUACUUCUGGGAAUUAAUUUUUAUCAAGAUGAAAAUCAGUUUAACAUCACGUUUACUUUUAUUUUGCUUAAAUGUUGAUUGACUGAUAAUGACUACUGGAAAACAAUCAACGCCUAAAAAUAUAAAUUUUCAGGCGUCACCUUUAUGAGUGAAUUGCAGAAAAAGUACUUCUUAAAACAAUUUUUUUGUCCUGAAAAAGGAAAAAUAAAUAAUUAGUUCGUUUUCAUGCGACAAAUACGUUGAAUUAUAUACCACCUAUGGCUUACCUCUAACCGAACAACUUAUUUACUUACUUUCAUAUUUGACUUCCGUGGAAAACUGAAACAAAAUAUGCCUGGAGAAAAAACUAUCCUUGAUUCGCCUAAGGUGUCAAAUUUCGAUGUUUUAGCGUUUUCUAUCAGCAAAACUGCGCAUGGUGACACUGCUUUUAAAUGGUACGCAUGGUAAUACUGCUCCUAAGUCCGGCGGAAACCUGAUAGCAUUUCACCUUCACUCUCAAGUGAUCGCGACAACAAAAACAACAAAGAAAACAACAAACAAUGAAAGGAUUUGGUUUACCUCCUCGCGGUUUGCUGACGUUUUUGUACUAACCACAUGGCAUGUUUAAACAACCAUUACCAUUGCCUUUACCAUUACCGUUUCUGUCAGACGUGUUCUAUUGUAAGAACCUAUUUAAAAAACCGUCCACUUUAUAAUCAUCUUCUUGAUUAAAAAUUAUGAUGACAUUGCAUUUGCCAACCUAGACGCCCUGUGACAUCUUGUAAAUUCAGUCUAGGACGUGUUACGUCAUUUACCAAUUACGCAACUUGGUGAUAUUGGAAUUUUCCUGUUCGGUGCUAGUAUCUUGUUGGUCAGGAUGUCUGUGACUAAGAGGGGUCUAUUGGCACCGCAAAACACGUUCCUAGAAAACAUCUGCAGAAAAGCCACAUCACAAAAUAGUCACUUCAUCAUCGCAAACGGACGUAUUGUGAACUACCCUGUAGUCUAUUGCACAGAGGCCUUCGCCCGACUGUUCGGCUACGACAGAGCCGAGAUCAUGUUGAAGAGUGCCUGCUGUUCGUUCCUGUUCGGGGAAAUGACUGACGACAAGGCCACCACUCGGCUAAAUGCCAUCUUCGAAUCACAGACGAAAGACAGCGUAGAACUGCUGCUAUACAAGCGCAACAGGAGCCCAGUGUGGAUCCUGUAUUACAUAUCCCCCAUCUACAACGAGAGGGAGAAGGUGGUGUUGUUUGUGUGUACUGCCAAGGACAUCACCUCUGUCAAACUACUCGAGAACGAAGACAUCACUAAAGGUCUGGGUCGUUUUGCCCGACUAGCCAGAACAGUCACGCGGAAGACACCCUCUGGAUUGUCCAGUUUCACUCCAGACAGCAGUAUGAACAGUGCCGCCCCCUCGCCCUCCUUCGGAACGACGACAGGGGGUAACCAGAACGACCUCAGCCACAGUCUGAACAACAACCACAACCACUCCAACUACAGUAGUAGCCAACUAAGCAACAGUGCCAGCUUCAACAAACCCUCCAAUCAGAAAUGGAAGAGAAUGGCCACUUUCUCCAGUCGCAGUCGGUCCAUAAGUCAGGAAAAGGACAAACGAUUUUACUAUCAGGAGAUGAAAACGUUCACUUCGCAGCUGGAGGAGAUAGAGUACCCGAGGUACAUGUUGGAAGCACCCAAGACACCGCCUUAUACCAUUCUUCACACAUCCACAUUCAAACAGACGUGGGACUGGGUUCUGUUCAUGCUGACAGUGUACACUGCAAUCAUGGUGCCAUUUGAGAUAGUGUACGAGGUGGCCCAGGAGGAUGUGUUCGUCGGCAUCAUAGACUUGUGUGUGGACACUGCAUUCAUCAUAGACAUAGUGAUUUCGUUCCGGACCACGUAUGUGCACAUAGGGGGUGAGGUGGUGAGUGACUCGAAGAGGAUCAGGAACAAUUACAUCAAGGGUUGGUUCGCCCUAGACCUCAUCUCCUCAGUGCCCCUGGAGAUGAUAGACAUGAUAAUAGAGCAGAUCGACACCAACGAGAAGGCGAUCUUCACUCAGCUGCGCCUGAUCAAAUUAGUGCGUCUUCUCAGACUAGUGCGAGUGAUCAGACGACUGGACCACUACAUGGAGUACGCGGGCGGACAACUCCUCAUGUUCCUCUCCAUCUUCCUCCUCUUCGCCCACUGGUUCGCCCUAGUCUGGUACUCCAUCGGCAUAUCCGAGCAGCAUCUGGAGUACAACUGGAUCAACGAGAUGAGGGAUCUAACCAUGCCCGGGGGUAACCAGAGUAGGUGGGAUGGGUCAGCCUCGCUCAACUCCUCGAUAGUGUUCACAUCCUACGUCUCCUCCCUCUACUUCACCAUGAGCAGCAUGACCUCCAUCGGGUUCGGAAACAUAGCCGGCAACACCAACUCGGAGAAGAUAUUCUGCAUCAUACUCAUGUUCGUCGGGUCUCUCCUGUACGCUACCAUAUUUGGUAAUGUCACCACCAUGUUCCAGCAGAUGAGCUCACAGUCCACAAGGUACCACGAGAUGUUGAAUGACAUUCGCGAGUUCAUGAAGUUGUACCAGGUGCCCAAGGAUCUGGCAGAGAGAGUCAUGGACUAUGUAGUGUCCACCUGGGCCAUGACCAAAGGAGUCAACACCGACAAAGUGAUGAAUUACACACCCAAAGACAUGCGAGCAGACCUGAGUAUCCACCUGAACAGACACAUUCUGCGGGAGCACCCCGCCUUCCGCCUGGCCUCGGAGGGGUGUCUGCGGGCACUGGCCAUCAACUUCGAGAUGCACCACAGUGCCCCGGGCGACCUCCUGUUCCACACUGGGGAGAGCAUAGAGGAACUGUGCUUCAUUGCCAGUGGGUCACUAGAAGUCAUACAAGACGAUGAGGUCGUGGCCAUACUGGGCAAAGGGGAUGUGAUUGGGGACAAGUUCUGGCUGGAGUCGAAUGUGGGCCAGAGUGCUGUGAAUGUGCGGGCUCUCACCUACACUGAUCUGCACAUCAUAUCCAGGGAGGCACUGGUCGAGAUCCUCCGCUUCUAUGAGUCAUUCGCUACCUCUUUCUCCCGCAACCUAGUGCUCGCAUUCAACCUCAGACACAGGGUUCGCUUCAAGACUAUUGCAGAUCUUCGCAAGGAGCAGGAGAUGGCGGCUAGGAAGGAGACGGCGGUGGAUCUACCCGCGGACCACCCCGUGAGGAAGUUGUUCUCCCGAUUCAGGGGCAAGGUGCCCAAUGAGGACUCCAUCAACAUCUUGCCCUCGGCCACUCCCUCCCCCACCCCAACCUCUGCCUCAGAUGUAGGGGGUCAUGGACAUACAUCGUCUGAGAGACAUAUUCCAAAGCAGAAUGGUGCGCUUCCUUCCGUUAACCACAAAAUAAGCGAUUCCAGACGACCCUCGCUGGCAUCAGCUCUCAAGAAGAGGGACAACAAGAGCCACUCCAUAGGCCACAGUUCACACCUCCUCACAGCCAGCAACAACAGCAGCAUUUUCAAGGUCAUUCCUUCGCAGAGGAAAAUCAGCGGCAGCAAACUCCACGCCGAGGAAAACUCCUCCCCUGUAAACCACUUGUCAAAAAAUAAGAAGAAAAGUAUGUGGGAUAAAAUUGCGAACAAACGUGAAAGCUCUUUGGACACUGAUGACGAAAAAAGUGCAACCUUAACCAAAUCUGGAAACGCAGGAAAAGUAGCCUCAAGUUCGGGACAAAAAACAGUGCGAAUAGGCGGCGAAGAAGAAAUUUCAGCUGAAAUUAUCACUUACAACCCACGUAAUUUACAAGAAAAGUUGAAAUCGUUCGGCGAAUGUGAUCCUUUGGUUAAAAGCUUACUAGACAUUAGAUCAGAUAUGAUUAUGGAGGCAUUGUCGAUGCAAACUAAGCUAAAGAAGCUAGAUGACCAAAUUAUGCAAGUUGCCGACAAUAUCAGGAGCGCCAAACGACAACUGCGCGUCAAUUUGAAUCUCGGCCAAAGUCAAAAACCGAACGAAACAAUAACGGCACAAGCAACGGUCGAAAGCGCGCCCGACGGUGAUGAAGUCUUAUUGUCCCGUGAUUCCAUUGUUCCAAAUGAAGUUCUGAACCAAUCAAAGUCGAGUAAUCUGUCACAAGAUUCGUCAUCAUCCGAACGCAAGUCAGCCAAAAAAGUUCUUGUCAAGCAAAAAGUCGAAACCGAAAGUCCAAAAGUUCCGAGAGCUUCCGACCAGAAUGACCAGGUUGAAAAUGGGGACGAAACAUGGCAUGGCACGGGAUCGAACCGCCCUCCAGAGCCUAUGAAGCCAGUUCAGCUCUCGAUUCCACAAGAUACGCUUUCAGGCUCGAGCCAACAUGAAACCGAAGACCAAUUUGAGGAUCGAAAGUUCGGCGACGUCAUUUUCACGCCUAGUGAAUUGCGACCAGCAACUGAGUCGGGUGAAAACCCGAGCAGAGUCAACGAACCUAGAACCGACUCGCCUUCCAAUCUUUUUUCAAUUGAAGAGACUUCUUUCAGUUUUAUAGACGUCGAGGAAAAGCCAGUCACAUUAUCCAAAAUUCCGGAGUUUUAAGCUAUAAGCGACAGAUUUGCUAACAUUUUCACUUUGUAAAUGAUCAUAGUAACAUAAAUCAAUCAUUUUUAUUGGAAGUUUAUUUUGUCUAUAAAUCAGCAAUAAAACAAUUCAUAAUUUUUUAUCGCGUUAUUUCCAAUGCUAGUAAAAUAGAUAGAUCAAAAAUCUUUGAAAAGAAA